CACUCAACAUCCAACCAGUCACAGUAGAAGAGCGUGGCCUAUAAAAGCCUUCCUCUUCCGGGUACCCGGAAAAAUUCGAAAAAAAAAAAAAACUACACAACAAAAAACAUCACUCGCUCCUCACACACAAACGAACGCAGAGAACGAGAGAGCGGAGCCAAGUGUGUAACGUCUAUGUAGGGAAAAAUUAAUUCUCAAAUCUAGAUCGAACCCUAAAUUUUCUUAACCUAUAUCGAAUUCUCUCAUUUCUUUAUUUAUCAGAUCCAAUUAUCGAUUGACGAUUUUGUAGUUACUUAGAUUGAUAGGAGGGAAUUAUGGCGGCCAUUAAGUCGGUGAAUAGAUCGGCGUCGGUGGCGUUAGCCCCGGACUCGCCUUACAUGGCAGCGGGGACGAUGGCGGGGGCGGUUGAUCUGUCAUUUAGCUCGUCUGCGAAUCUUGAGAUCUUUAAGCUUGAUUUCCAAUCGGAAGAUCAUGAUCUCCCUGUUGUUGGUGAGUGUCAAAGUUCUGAGAGAUUUAAUCGUCUCGCAUGGGGCAGGAAUGGAUCCGGCUCUAAUACAUAUGGUCUUGGACUUAUUGCUGGUGGCCUUGUUGAUGGCAAUAUCGACAUUUUGAAUCCCUUGUCCCUGAUCCGUUCUGAGGCAAGUGAAAGUGCUCUUGUUGGUCAUCUAUCACGUCACAAAGGGCCUGUUCGUGGCCUUGAAUUUAAUUCCAUCACCCCUAACUUACUUGCAUCUGGCGCUGAUGAUGGUGAAAUCUGCAUUUGGGAUUUGGCUGCACCUGCAGAACCUUCUCAUUUUCCACCUCUCAAGGGUACUGGUUCUGCCUCUCAAGGAGAGAUUUCGUAUGUUUCCUGGAAUUGCAGAGUUCAACAUAUAUUAGCAUCCACUUCUUCCAAUGGAAUAACAGUGGUUUGGGACCUAAAGAAGCAGAAACCAGCAAUUUCUUUUGGAGAUUCAAUUAGAAGGCGGUGCUCUGUUUUGCAGUGGCAUCCCGAUGUUGCCACUCAGCUUGUUGUUGCGUCGGAUGAAGAUGGGUCUCCUUCUCUUCGGCUUUGGGACAUGCGAAACAUAAUUGAACCUGUGAAGGAGUAUGUGGGACACACUAAAGGUGUAAUAGGAAUGUCAUGGUGUCCCAAUGACAGCUCAUAUUUGCUUACCUGCGCUAAAGAUAAUCGAACAAUCUGCUGGAAUACAGUAACUGCAGAGAUUGUCUGUGAAUUGCCAGCUGGCACCAACUGGAACUUCGAUGUUCAUUGGUAUCCCAGGAUGCCUGGGGUUAUAUCAGCAUCAUCUUUUGAUGGAAAAGUUGGCAUUUACAACAUUGAGGGUUGCAGUCGAUAUACUGCUGGGGACAACGACUUUGGAAGAGCAAAACUAAGAGCUCCAAAAUGGUGUGAGUGUCCGGUUGGGGCUUCUUUUGGCUUUGGAGGAAAGCUUGUAUCAUUUCGCCCUAAGUUACAUGCUGCUGGUGCUUCCGAGGUUUUUUUGCAUAACUUAGUUACCGAAGACAGUUUGGUGAGUCGAUCAUCUGAAUUUGAAAGUGCCAUACAAAAUGGGGAGAAGUCUUUGCUAAAGGCUUUAUGUGAUAAAAAAUCUCAAGAGUCUGAAUCAGAGGAUGAUCGAGAAACUUGGGGUUUCUUAAAGGUGAUGUUUGAAGAAGAUGGAACAGCAAGGACUAGGAUGCUUGCCCACCUUGGUUUUAGUGUACCCAUUGAAGAAAAAGAUGCUGUACAGGAGAAUGGUCUCAACCAGGAAAUAAAUGCCGUUCGACUCGAUGAUACACCUACUGACAAAGUGGGAUAUGAGAAUAAUAAAGAGGCCACCAUCUUCUCUGCUGAUGAUGGGGAAGACUUUUUUAACAACCUUCCAAGUCCUAAAGCUGAUGCUUCUUUGGCGCCGUCUGGUGAUAAUCUUGAUCUUGGGAAUUCUGCUCCUAUUGCGGAAGAAAUAUCACAAGAACCAGAGACAUUGGAGGAGAGUGCUGACCCAUCAUUUGAUGAUAGUAUACAAUGUGCUUUGGUUGUGGGAGACUACAAAGGGGCUGUUGCACAGUGCAUAUCAGCAAAUAAAAUUGCUGAUGCUUUAGUUAUUGCUCAUGCUGGUGGCACUUCAUUAUGGGAGAAUACACGUGAUCAAUAUCUUAAAUUGAGUCCUUCACCUUACUUGAAGAUUGUUUCUGCAAUGGUGAACAAUGAUCUUUUGACCCUUGUAAACACCAGGCCUCUCAAAUACUGGAAAGAAACUCUUGCACUCCUUUGUACAUUCGCACCAAGUGAGGAAUGGAGUAUGCUAUGCAAUUCACUUGCUUCAAAAUUAAUAGCUGCUGGUAAUACUUUGGCGGCAACUCUUUGUUAUAUAUGUGCUGGCAAUAUUGACAAAACAGUUGAAAUUUGGUCAAGGAGUCUGUCCACUGAGAGUGAAGGGAAAUCGUACAUUGAUCUUCUUCAGGAUUUGAUGGAGAAGACCAUCGUCCUUGCUCUGGCAAGUGGUCAAAAGCAAUUUAGUGCCUCUUUGUGCAAGCUUGUUGAGAAGUAUGCUGAAAUUUUAGCCAGUCAGGGCCUCUUAACAACAGCACUAGAGUACUUGAAACUUUUGGGUUCUGAUGAUUUGUCUCCUGAGCUUACAAUCAUAAGAGACCGUAUUGCUCUCUCCAUGGAACCUGAGAAAGAAGCUAAGACUCCAGCUUUUGAGAACACCCAACAGCAAGGUGGAUCAUUUUAUGGUGCCCAACAUCCUGGUUUUGGUGUGGCUGAUGCCCCUCAUACUUAUUAUCAGGGAGCAGUUACUCAACAAAUGAACCAGAGUGUUCCUGGGAGUCUAUACAGUGAAAAUAAUCAGCAACCUAUUGACUCGUCGUACGGAAGAGGAUUUGGUGCUCCUUCUCCCUAUCAGCCUUCACCACCGCCCCCGGCAUAUCAGCCUGCACCACUGCCCCAAAUGUUUGUUCCAACUCCUACACCACAGGCACCUAAGACAAAUUUUGCUCCACCUCCACCUCAUGCUGCUGCCUCUCAACAGCCUACGAGGCCUUUUGUCCCUGCAAAUGUUCCCAUGCUAAGAAAUGCAGAACAGUAUCAGCAACCCACAUUGGGCUCUCAGUUAUAUCCUGGGACUGCCAAUCCUGCCUAUAAUCCUGUACAACCCCCAACUGGUUCACAAGGACCUAUCACAGCUCAGACGGGUGCAAUUCCUGGCCACAGAAUGCCACAAGUUGUUGCUCCUGGCCCAACACCAAUGGGAUUUAGGCCUGUACAUUCAGGGGUUGUUCAAAGACCUGGGAUUGGUUCAAUGCAACCGCCAAGUCCUACUCAGCCUGCAUCAAUGCAACCAGCUGUGGUUCCUGCUGCUCCACCGCCUACCGUGCAAACAGUCGACACCUCAAAUGUUCCUGCUCACCAUAGACCAGUCAUUACAACAUUGACAAGACUAUUUAAAGAGACAUCAGAAGCUUUGGGAGGUGCCCGUGCAAAUCCAGCCAGGAAGCGUGAAAUUGAAGAUAAUUCAAGGAAAAUAGGUGCCUUGUUUGCUAAACUCAACAGUGGGGAUAUAUCUGAAAAUGCUUCUGAUAAGCUUUUUCAGCUAUGCCAGGCUUUGGACAUGAAUGAUUUUAGCACAGCUCUGCAAAUCCAGGUACUUCUUACCACAAGUGAGUGGGAUGAAUGUAACUUCUGGCUAGCAACGCUCAAAAGAAUGAUCAAGACAAGGCAGGGCGCUGGUGUGAGAUCAAGUUAAAACACAAAAUUUCAAACUACAUGAUCUCUACUUAGCAUUUCUCAUUCGACGUGUGCUGUAGCUCUUUUAGCUGGUUGUCUUCUUCGAUGUAAACAAAAGCGGCUUCGCUAGACAGAACUGCAGGGCUUUGGAUUAUUUGCCCUAACUCGCUGUUACAGGAGUAAUGCCUUUUGCUACAUCGAGUCAGCGCGGAUAGUUAUCAGGACAUUGAUGGUAUUCCCUUUUCUUUCUUUUUUUCUCUCCCUCUUUUCGCAUUUAACAUUUGUUUGUAGUGUUGAGAAAUAGAGUUUUGGUUUUUAGUACACCAAUGACCAAUGUUGCUACAACUCACAAUUUUUUGUUGAAGUACAGUGGCAUUUAGUUUAUCUAUUGCUGUCACCAUCUGCUGUAUCUCCCUCAUGAUACUUACUAUCUAUCAUGUGUAUGAGAAAUGGAACUUCUAAUAACAUGAUUGUUAUUGAAGUAUUUUGUUCCCCCU
Molecule: messenger RNA, 4209 nt
Organism: Populus trichocarpa (black cottonwood)
Lineage: Eukaryota; Viridiplantae; Streptophyta; Magnoliopsida; Malpighiales; Salicaceae
Product: protein transport protein SEC31 homolog B
Exons: 22
Coding region: 315-3731 (1138 amino acids)
Biological process (GO): endoplasmic reticulum to Golgi vesicle-mediated transport; endoplasmic reticulum organization; COPII-coated vesicle cargo loading
Cellular component (GO): COPII vesicle coat; endoplasmic reticulum exit site
Molecular function (GO): protein binding; structural molecule activity
Source: RefSeq, a predicted model, not a curated record